This is a messenger RNA of Anopheles coustani, 5208 nucleotides long. RefSeq lists its product as uncharacterized. The record is from RefSeq and is a predicted model, not a curated record. Gene Ontology annotation, molecular function: nucleic acid binding; ATP binding; 3'-5' DNA helicase activity. The coding region runs from base 130 to 5010 and encodes 1626 amino acids. Gene Ontology annotation, cellular component: cytoplasm; nucleus; chromosome. The transcript has 8 exons. Gene Ontology annotation, biological process: double-strand break repair via homologous recombination; DNA replication. Lineage: Eukaryota; Metazoa; Arthropoda; Insecta; Diptera; Culicidae.
UCGACUUGCAAAAUUUGUGCAGUACGCGAACAUUUGAGCAAAUCUUGUGACUAAACAGUAGUGUUAAAAUUUAUUAUUUUUCCCACUAAACCUUGUGAAUUAGGGAGUGUUUGUUCCAACCUUGUCACGAUGGAGGACCCUGUAUUCCGUCAAAAGUAUCAAAAGUGCAAGUACAGAGUUAAGCAAUGGGAAAAGGAGUUUAAGAAAAAGCAUGGCCGCGUGCCGUCUAAGCUGGACAUACGAGACUCCCCGAGUGAAAUUCGAAAUUCUUACAAAAUGUACUACCGACUUAAGACCAGCCUGCUCGAGGACACUUUGCUGGAUGUGCUGGACGAUGACGAUGAUUUCGAUGGUUCACUAAUUUCCCAAGAGUCCAGCUUUUCGCAGGAAAUCGGCGAUAGUUUAGGGAGGUUCAGCAAUGGGUCAAUUUUAAACGAGAGCGCCCUUGCUGGAAGGACGUCAUCGAUGAGCAGUUUGCUUACGGAACCCAUAGGUCGUACAAGCACCGCGAUGGAUUUUCAGGCAGAAGAGGAAGUACAACAGAACCAGCAUGCGUGGAGGGGAGAAAAAAGUCGCAAAAAGGAUCCUGUUCCAAAUGGUGUUUCGAAAAAUACGCCCACCGAUCCCCCGAAACCGGUUGGCAUAAAGGUAACCAAGCUAAUGUCUGCCUCAAGCUUGAUUAUUCCUAAAAGAAACCCGCGUAAAUCGAUGUCACGAAACUCUUUCGGAAUGACCGAUGGCUCCGGUUCAAUCACCAGCAGUGGAAGCGGGACGAAAUUUACCCUCCCAGACCUGGAGACAUUACUCACAGCCAAAUCAAAAGAACUGGAAAGCAGUAUGAAGGUUGAACAAAAAGUCUCAGUUCCCUCGUUGACCGAACCAAUGAAUCAGUUAGACGAAAGAUGGAUUAACCGGCGCUCCACCGGUGAAGUGGAAAAUAGUUUAUCUAACCAAUCUACACUUCCCACCGAGGAGCGCGCGACCAACUAUGGGCUUCGUAACAUCAAUCUGACUUCAAUCGCCUCAUCAUCAAGCUUUGGUAUGUCGUCGUUGAGUGUUUCCUGCAAGGAGCCUCCGAUUGAUAGCAAAACAACCGAUGGAAUAGUCGUUCAAAAUACGGUAUACGAUCGGACUGUGCAGUCGGAUUCUGAUGGAGUGGUGGAGAAUUCGGAAGACGAGAGCACCAAAACGUCCCCUGGGAUGAUGCACAUUGCGAAAAAACGUAAGAUCUUCACCGCCAUCAAUCGAAGCCCGGUGGAAAAGCAAAUCAAAGAGAAAGAUAUACCGAAGCCGGUAGGCGAACCGCAGCCGAUUCUGAAGGCCACCGAGAAUGAUCCCCAGAACGAAAAAGAAAACGAAAAGGAGCCCGUGCAACGACAAAAACGUGUCGCAAAGAAAGUUACGAAAACUGGGAAACAAAAAUCAACGCAUAGGAAAGUAAUGGAUAAACCCAAAUUAAAUACGGUGGUACAACGCGCUCGAUCAACCCGUGCAAGCGCGAAGGUUGCCAGCUACCGAGAAGUACUCGCCGAAGAUAAUGCGGUUGAGGCGAAAUUUUCCAGCGAUGAUGACGAUAAGGAUCCCGAUUACGGGAUGAAGCCAAAUGAAGCGGAUGAUGAGUCGUUACCUUCGGAAACGGGAGAUUCUGAUCAAGGGCAACAGGAAGAACAAACAGUCCAUAAGCCUAAACAAGUUCGUCGUUCACGUAGUAUUGGCCCGGCGAAACAACGGAAAACUCCACGAGUUAAGGGAAAACCGGCACCUAUCUCUCCGAAGUUAAGCCCGGGUACAUCGAAGCCAUCUACGUCCAAGGGUCGGAAGUCAAAAGCAGUCGCUCAACGGCGAAAGACAAGUGCCACGAGUGAGGCACAAUCGAGUGGCGAACAAGAAGAACCCGAGGAGUAUGUGCCGGAAUUUGGGCUCGAUCGGCUUAAGAACAUUCCACGGCUCGAUAUCAAAGAACUGAUGAAGGAUACAAAGCUGGCCGAUACUUUUAUUCAAGGCGCGGGCUUAUGUGAUCCUACAGGGAAACCAUCCACUGCAGAACCAUCUGGAAGUGGCAAAGAAACGGCGUUACGCAAGAAAAUGGCAGCAGGGAAGUUGAACGAAAAUUUUGUGCGCGUAGACCUGCGUAAAAAGGUGUUCGUUAGGGGCAAGAAAACGAUGAAUUACAGUCGCUACAAAAAGUCACUGUGGAAGGCCAAGAAGGUGGCGGCUCUGAGCGGUCCGGACAUGGAUAUGGGUGGGUGCGACGGAGGAACCUUGACGUGCUUUUUAUGCGGCGGCACCGGCCACAUGGCACGUCAGUGUAAGAAUGUGAAGGAAGACAAACUCCUGCCAUUUGACGAGAAUGCAGUGGAGGAUUCUUCGUUCCCUACGUUGGAGGAAGCUGAAGCGAUGGCACUAUCAAAGACGGCAGUUGUUCAUUCAAAUCGCAUGGAUAAUCUUCCGCCUGUUGCUAAUUUAGUGUGGAAAGAACAGCCAACAGAAAGCACAGAACCGAACGACGAGCCAGAAACCACAACCAAUUCAAAUGAUAAGUCGCUGGAAAAAGAAUUACCGGAGGUGACAAAGGAAACAACGAAAGUGUUUUCGAAACCGGCAUACAUAGGUCAUAGGAUACCGGAAGAUUUCCUUAAGAAAUCCGGCCUGCUUGAAGCAACAGUCAGUCGCGGGACCAAGGGCACCUUCGAACCCGUUUAUGAGCAACAGCCGGAUGGAACUCUUCCCGAAACACCUCGGGAAGUUUUCACGACGCUGCAAAUGUUUGGCCACAAGUCCUUCCGGCACGGUCAGGAGCGCGCCGUGAUGCGUGUACUCUGUGGAAUGUCGACCCUUGUAACGCUUAGCACAGGGGCGGGAAAAUCUCUCUGCUAUCAACUUCCCGCGUACUUAUACCGCCAAAAGCGGCAGUGUAUUACGCUUGUGAUUUCUCCAUUGGUUUCGCUUAUGGAGGAUCAGGUGCACGGAAUGCCGGAUUUUCUUAACGCCCACUGUCUACAUACAAACCAGACACCAAAAGUUCGCGAUCGUACGAUGGCGGCAAUCAAAGCAGGCGAAGUGGAUGUGCUAUUGAUCUCACCGGAAGCAGUCGUUGCGGGGGAGAAAUCGACCGGCUUCGGUUCACUGCUUCGUGAGCUGCCACCUAUAGCGUUUGCAUGUAUCGACGAAGCUCAUUGUGUGUCCCAGUGGAGUCAUAAUUUUCGACCAAGUUACCUUAUGAUCUGCAAGGUUUUAAAAGAAAAACUGGGUGUAAGAACAAUUCUAGGACUAACGGCCACGGCUACAGUACAAACGCGACAAAGUAUUGUUUCUCAUCUGGCCAUACCGGAUGGUUUGAGCGGCAUCAUCAGCGAUAUUCCGCUGCCCGAUAAUCUACUGUUAACCGUUUCACGCGACCCAAACCGAGACACGGCUCUGGUGGAGCUGCUUCUUUCAGAACGUUUCAAUUCCCUACAAUCGAUCAUCGUGUACUGUACACGGCGUGAUGAUUGCGAGCGGGUGGCUACGUUCGUUCGCACCUGCUUCCAGGAUGCAGCUCGUGCUGCGGCCGAAGCAAACACUAAUAAACGUAGAAGGAUGAAUUACGUCGCGGAACCGUAUCACGCUGGCAUGCCCGCGUCUCGCCGACGGACAAUACAGAACGCAUUCAUGAGUGGGGAGCUGCGCAUCGUGGUGGCCACCAUCGCUUUCGGAAUGGGCAUCAACAAGGCGGAUAUACGUGCUAUCAUUCACUACAACAUGCCGAAGAACUUUGAGAGCUAUGUGCAGGAGGUGGGUCGCGCGGGACGCGAUGGGCUGCUUUCACACUGCCACCUUUUUCUGGACAAUCGUGGUAAUGACAGGAAUGAACUACGACGCUUUAUUUUUGCGAACUCAAUUGAUCGACAUGUGAUUCGCAAGCUUUUGCAGAAGAUCUUUGUACCUUGUGCAUGCGCGCAAAUUUUUAAAAAUCCGCAGUUGGCUAACGAUUUACAACAAGAAAUCCAAGCAAUCAAUGGCAUCGAUUGGGAUGUCGAAUUCGACGAUAAUACCGCAGUCAACGAAGUUCAACGGAAAAACAACGGACAUUUACACCACAAAGGCGGGAAACGAUUGUGUCCCGGGCACGAGAUAUGCUUCUCAAUCGAAUCCACCGUCCAGCAGCUCGAUAUUCCGGAGGAAAAUAUUGCCACUUUUCUCUGUUACCUUGAGCUGCACGAACAGAAAUACAUCCAAGCGCUUAGCCCUGCCUACUGCAUGUGUAAGAUAAUGUCGUACAGUGGUAUCCGACCACUUAGAAUGGCCGCAAAAGAGUGUCCCCCGUUAGCAAUGGCAUUUGCGCUCGAUCUUAAGCGGGGGAUUUCUCAUGCCACAUCUACGUUCAUUGAGUUUCCGGUGAUAGAUGUGGCUGCCGCAAUCGGAUGGGACAGUGGCGUCGUAAAAUAUCAAUUGAAAAAUCUCGAAUGGACUACUGAAAACAACGUUCGGAAACGUUCCCCUUUGUCGGUGAGCUUCUCAAACUUAGGGUUCCGGGUGCGUGCACCGGGUGACCUAACGGACGAUGAGCUAGAUCGCACAUUGGACACACUGUACGAACGCGUAACCAGCCAGGAACGUACCCAGCUGGCGCAGUUGCAGUACAUUUCAGACGCACUAAACUCGGUUAGCUUCAACAGCAUUCAUCCCGUUUGUCGUGUGGAUUGUCCGUCCGGCCCAUCCGAGAAGCUGAAAAAAAUCGUUCGAGAAUACUUCAUUACCGACAUUAGCAAAGAACAUGUGGAAAUCGUUCCAGAGCCUGACGAUACAACCGACGAGCGCUUGAUAGCGGACAUUCGCACGAUGAUAUGCCGUUACCCGGAAAACAAUUUCAGCGGCAGAACAAUCGCUAGGCUAUUUCACGGUGUCCAAAGCCCGAAUUAUCCGGCGUUGGUUUGGUCCAGGUCGAAUUUCUGGCGCGCUUACACGAAGACUGACUUCAAUCGCAUCGUACGGUUAGCGAACGCUGAAAUUGUUCGAAUGAAGAGCUGAGAAUUUGGGAUUUACGAUUCAGACUGGUGUUAGUUGAAUGGUUAGUUGGUUUUCUGCACUUUAGCUCAUUUUUACUUUGAUUAUACUCAAUAAGAAUAAAAUUGUUGUUACUCAAAUUCGAAAGACAUGAAUUGAGUUUAAAAUAAGAAAAGUUGUCAUGGAAAUGAAUAAAACGUAUGCUAUGAAAAGAUAGCGUCC